Molecule: messenger RNA, 396 nt
Organism: Rotaria sordida
Lineage: Eukaryota; Metazoa; Rotifera; Eurotatoria; Philodinida; Philodinidae
Source: the annotation of a GenBank genome assembly
AUGUAUUCUGAUGUUCCUGGUGGCAAUGAUAAUAACGAAUCAGAAACGGAUGAUUCUUUAAGUAGUAGAAUAGAUCUACAUAAUGAAAAUCAAAAUGAAGAUAUAUCUUUUGAUACAAUAUAUAAUGUAUUUAAUACCGUUGAAUCAACACGUAUACGUAAUGAUGAAGAUAAACGUUUGAUAACUAAAUUUCAUGAAAAACCAUUUCAAGAAUUAAAAGUUCUUGUUAAUGAAAAAAAACAACAAACUAAUCAACAAAUAGAAAAUUUAUUAAAUGUUCGUCAUUUAUCAAAUGAAAAAUUAUCAUCUAGAGUAUUAAAUGAUAAUUCAAUUUCAAAUGAAAAUUUAAAAUUACAAAUAAAUAAAAUUAAUUAUCCAGAACUAUUUACUUAUUAA